UGGACCAUACUGCAUGCUGACAUGGAGACAUCUAAAAAACACAUUAAAAUGACAAUGCUCAGAAGGAGAUAAUUUCUUCACUUAAUGCAGAUACUCCUCAGCAACCUCCUCAGGGAUGUCAUGGUCAUUGGCAUCUAGUACAUUUGGCAUGAAAUCAAUGCCAAAAUAGCAACAGCAGCAAAAAAAAAAAAAAAAAAAAAACCUCUGUGUUUCUCAGGUGUUCUUGCCUUUUCUGCUUUAGCAUCUGGAGCUUUAGAUUAAAUGAACUGUGACAACAUUUGCAUCCAGCCUCUAGUCGAACAACUGUACCUAGGAUUUAUGCAAGGGCAAGUGUUCCCUGUUUUGCAUUUUUUGCUUGCUUUGGUAAUGAGAGACUACCAAUUAUGAAAUAAGCCAUGUAGACAAAAUGCAUGUACUUCAAAAGUAAUCAUCAUCUUCUAAUUCUCCCUCUUCUGCUUACAAGGUGAAGUCAGCUCUUGAAUUAGAUCUUACUCCUGCAAAGAACAUCCCUAUUGUUAGUAAAGUAUUUAAACUUCACUUUGAUGAUCCUACAGGUAAACCUUGCUUACUACCUCCUUGCUCAAGAGAACAGCCAGCUACAUGGUAUUGCAGCAGGUUAACCUACCCACCUCUACAGUACAGAGAUGAAUGAUUCUCAGAACCUUGUGACCAUCCCUUACUGGGCAGUUCUGGGCUCUAUAAUGUAACAAAUACCCUAGACAGAAAUGGACAUGCUGCUGAACACUGGAAAGCUGAUUUCCUCUUUUUAACAUCUCUUGGCCUUGGCAUAUUUUUGAGUGAUUGCUUAUUCAACAUCUUCUAAUCAAGAGUGCCAAUUGUCUGAGGAAAUGGAUACUUCACCAACCAAACAAUAUCCAGUGAAAAAGAGAGUGAAAAUUCAUCCCAACACAGUAACAGUGAAAUAUACUUCCCAUUAUCCACAGCCUGGAGAAGAGGACUAUGAAGAAGCUAUUGAAGAUAAUGACAAUUUUGUAGAAGAUAAUCCAAAGAGAAGGCUGCUGAGUAAUGGAAAAUGGAAAGGAAGGUCCUUUUUUGGGACUAUCGACAUCCCAUCUCCAACAGGAGAGAAGUUAGAAGCCAACCAAAAUGGGCAAGGGCAAGGUUUUGCAGAUGAAAACAUUUUUCAAUCUAGAAAGACUUGGGCUGUGCUUUUUGGAUCUGCUUUGGCCCAUGGUUGUGUAGCCCUAAUAACUAGACUUGCUUCUGAUCGUUCCAAAGUGCCAUCUCUAGAACUAAUCUUCAUUCGUUCUGUUUUACAAGUGUUUUCUGUCUUAGUCGUGUACUACUACCAUGAGGAGCCAUUUGGACCAAAAGGCCACCGUUUGCGACUCUUCUUCUAUGGAGUAUGUAAUGUUAUUUCCAUUACCUGUGCUUAUACUUCCUUUGCAAUAGUACCUCCAAGCAAUGGGACUACAAUGUGGAGAGCUACUACCACUGUCUUCAGUGCUAUUUUAGCAUUUUUACUAGUAGAUGAGCGAAUGGCUUGCGUUGAUGUCAUUACUGUAGCGUGUAGCAUUGUUGGUGUUUGUCUGGUUAUGAUCCCCAACAUUGUAGAUGAAGAAAAUUCUCUGUUGAAUAUCUGGAAAGAGGCCUUUGGCUAUACUAUGACAGUUAUGGCAGGUUUAACCACUGCUCUCUCUAUGAUAGUAUACAGGUCCAUUAAAGAUAGUGUCAGCAUGUGGACUGCACUGUUUACUUUUGGUUGGACUGGAACUGUAUGGGGAGCCUGUACGAUGUUUCUCCUCCAAGAACCAAUAAUUCCACUGAAUGGAGAAAGCUGGAGUUACCUCAUUGGCAUCUGUAUAUGUUCCACUGUGGCUUUUCUGGGAGUCUAUUAUGCCUUGAGCAAAUUCCAUCCGGCCUUGGUCAGCACAGUGCAGCAUCUGGAGAUUGUGAUAGCCAUGAUCCUUCAACUUCUUGUGCUACACAUCUUCCCCAGCAUUUAUGAUAUGAUUGGAGGAGCUGUUAUCAUAAUUAGUGUCUUUUUUCUUGCAUGUUAUAAACUCUCUUGGAAGGACUUGAGGAAGCAAGAUUAUCAGGAAAUACUAGAUUCUUCCAUUAAGUGAAUGCAAAAUUGUUUUUUUUCUCUCUCUUUACUGCCAUGUACAAUUAAUAUGCAUUUAUGUAUGACUUUUCUAUAGUGUUGUGAGCAGCAUACCAAUGUUUCUUGUUCAAACAUAAGGGGUCACGUCUGCCCCAGCAUAACUCAGUGGAAAUGCAUCAGAAAUGUCUGUUCUAGACUCUCUAUGUGAGAAAUGUUUAAAAAUGUGAAAGCUGUGAAAACUAGAUUUUAUUCUUAGCUCAAAUACAGAAAGUGCUAAUAUUUACUAUAGACAGUUUUCUCCUGGAAGAUACCUUAUUGGAGUCUUACACGCAUAAUUUGAUCCAGAGGUUUUUAUAUUAGAUAAUAUCUAUCUAUGUAGAGUAGUCUUCUAGGGUUCAAGGCAAGGAAGUCUAUAGAAGGACAUAACCAAGCUGAGCUCCUUAGCUUCUUACCACAAGGAACCAAUCAAAUCUUUCACUGUACCUGCUCCAGGCUCUCUGGUGCAUAGAUGAUUCCUAUAGAUUUCAUCUGUUCUAACUGCCAUUUUUCUCUUGACCAGAAUUCAGUGCUGAUGAGCAGGCUUAUAUUUGACCUUACAACCUCAAAUGAUAACUUUAGGGUUCCUGGAGUUGAAGACCAGACAAGAAAGAAUGUAAUUGCGAAAACUCAGCAAAUAAAUAUGAAUUCUGAAAAAAAAGAAUU
Molecule: messenger RNA, 2767 nt
Organism: Varanus komodoensis (Komodo dragon)
Lineage: Eukaryota; Metazoa; Chordata; Lepidosauria; Squamata; Varanidae
Gene: SLC35G2
Product: solute carrier family 35 member G2
Exons: 4
Coding region: 849-2087 (412 amino acids)
Cellular component (GO): plasma membrane
Source: RefSeq, a predicted model, not a curated record